Messenger RNA from Closterium sp. NIES-67, 948 nucleotides. The record is from the annotation of a GenBank genome assembly. NCBI's taxonomy places the organism in Eukaryota, Viridiplantae, Streptophyta, Zygnematophyceae, Desmidiales, Closteriaceae.
AAGUGAUUGAUUAAAGUGAACAAGCAUACAGCAAUAUAUAGAAAGUAGAAAACAAGCAGUUGUAGAAUACAUGCGCCGUCGGAUUGGAAACUCUUUAGCUUAGUUCCUGAUUCUCGUUCAGCGAUGGGGAGCCAUGUCGUGAAGGCUUUGAAGGCUUGGUCUCGCGUUUUGAGGUUGUAGUGCCAAACAUAUCUUGUUGCUGCAUCGAUGAACAUGAUGACAUAGUUGAAGUCGGCUUCAGUGUCGUCUCGAGGCAUGUUUAAGAUGUCGCUGUAAACUUUUUCCAUCGGUGCGUAUGCAGGUGCGCUCGGAUUGUGAUGCGAUGUAAAAGGUUGGUGGGGAAGAUCUGCUUCGGGGCACGUGAAGCAUCGUGCGCGAGGUCGUCGUAGUUCUUGGCCACUUGUUGUAAGGAGAGCGUUUCGUUCUAACACUUCGGCUUGGAUGGUUUGUAGUACCGUGCUGUUUGCAGGAUGCCCAAGGCGUUGGUGCCAGAUGUCGUCGGAAGCGCGAUGGCCGCGCGAGCGUUGGUACAUGUCGGUGUUGGAGAAGAACGCGACGACCGUGGCGGGACUUCGGCAGACUUCUCGUGUGAUGGGGAUAAGUUGAUCUGCUUCGGUUGGCGGUCCUCGGAUCGCCGGUCGUGGUAUUCGGCUGGGUCCUGCUGCUGCUACUGCAGGUAUGGUGUUGGAGUACCAGAAUCCAUCUGGGGUGAAGUCGGGGUCAAGAUCUGGCGGGUGCGUCGAGGCUGCGAACGACACGAUGCCAUCGCUGUCGGCAGUACCGCGGUCGGGGACGAAGUCCAACAUGAAGACACCGGACUUCAGAUGAGCACGACCGGUGAAGAGGCCGCCCUUCCCGUGGUAAAGGCGAAACUCGUUGAGUCCGAGUCGCACUCCAAGUGAAUCCCUUUUGCCAUUAGCUGGCUGACGCUUAGCAGAUUGUAUCCCA